Molecule: messenger RNA, 4136 nt
Organism: Callorhinus ursinus (northern fur seal)
Lineage: Eukaryota; Metazoa; Chordata; Mammalia; Carnivora; Otariidae
Source: RefSeq, a predicted model, not a curated record
ACUGUGAUUUUUUUUUUUUUUUUAGCUUUGAAAUCUGAAGGGGAUGAUUACUAUAUUAAUGGUGCCUGGACUAUUGACUGGCCUCGGAAGUUUGAUGUUGCUGGGACAGCUUUUCACUACAAGAGACCAACUGAUGAACCAGAAUCUUUGGAAGCUCUAGGUCCCACCUCGGAAAAUCUCAUUGUCAUGGUUCUGCUUCAGGAACAGAAUUUGGGAAUUAGGUAUAAAUUCAACGUUCCCAUCACUCGGACUGGCAGUGGAGACAAUGAAGUUGGCUUUACGUGGAAUCAUCAGCCUUGGUCAGAAUGCUCAGCUACUUGUGCUGGAGGUGUCCAAAGACAGGAGGUGGUCUGUAAAAGAUUGGAUGACAACUCUAUUGUCCAGAACAAUUACUGUGACCCUGAGAGUAAGCCACCUGAAAAUCAAAGAGCCUGCAACACUGAGCCCUGCCCACCUGAGUGGUUCAUUGGGGAUUGGUUGGAGUGUAGCAAGACUUGUGAUGGUGGAAUGCGCACCAGGGCAGUGCUCUGCAUCAGGAAGAUUGGACCUUCCGAGGAGGAGACACUGGACUACAGUGGUUGUUUAACACACCGGCCUAUCGAAAAGGAGCCCUGCAACAACCAGUCAUGUCCACCUCAGUGGGUAGCUUUGGACUGGUCAGAAUGCACUCCCAAAUGUGGUCCAGGAUUCAAGCAUCGGAUUGUUCUGUGCAAGAGCAGUGACCUCUCUAAAACAUUCCCAGCUACACAGUGUCCAGAAGAGAGCAAACCCCCUGUCCGUAUCCGCUGCAGUUUGGGUCGCUGCCCUCCUCCUCGCUGGGUGACUGGAGACUGGGGUCAGUGUUCCGCUCAUUGUGGCCUUGGCCAGCAGAUGAGGACUGUGCAGUGUCUCUCCUACACUGGACAGGCAUCUGGUGACUGUCCAGAAACUGUUCGGCCCCCAUCGAUGCAGCAGUGUGAAAGCAAAUGUGACAGUACCCCCAUUUCCAAUACUGAAGAGUGCAAAGAUGUGAACAAAGUGGCUUAUUGCCCACUGGUGCUGAAGUUCAAGUUCUGUAGUCGAGCAUACUUCAGACAGAUGUGUUGUAAGACCUGCCAAGGACACUGACCCACGGAAAGCCAGAGAGAGCGCCUUGUCAUUUCAUCGUGAAAAUGCGUCCAUCAAAGAGAACCACCCAGAGGAAGAGGACUGAUGGCCUUGCAAAUGCAUUACCCUGUGGAAAACGUAACCACUGGUCAGCCCUAGCUGACAGGAUUUCAAUAUUAUUUUAACUUCUGUGAAGUGGGAUUUAUUGAUCCAAAGUGCUGGACACGGUAUUAAGGAGGGAAUGCCAGAUCGGAGAGAUCCAAACAACACAGGGAGACUUGCUUACUGUGGAACGUUUGUGUUCUUUCGAGUAAAUCCAAUAGCCUGUUUACCUCCUUGGACCAUUAAGAUAUUUUUUAUUAUGGACUUAGCAAUGACACUGAAUCCAUUUGUAUUUAAAACUGUUUAAAAUGUAGCUGUUAUGACUUGGUCAACUAUGGAAGUAAAAGAAGAUUCAGAAAUCUUAAGUCAUAGCUUAAAAAUAUUUACUAUACUUUAUCUCACUACAACAGCACCACAAUUUAAAUUCUAAAAUGGGCUUUUAAUUGUAAUUUAAGGAGCAAUUAUAAAUCAAAAGUAAUGAAAGUUUGUAUUAUUUUUCUUCAUUCCACCUAAUUUCCUUAGGAAUAAUCCCCCUGUUCUGAACACUGCUGUGAGCCAUAUAUAAACUAUAUUAAACCGAACAACAGUGAAGGACUUAGCUGAAGGCAGUGCAUCAGUUACUGCAGCUGUGCAAGUCUAUAAAUUCUGUGCUAAAAGACUGUGGCCAACUUGCCAUUGUGCAAGUGAAGCUGAGAUUUCCAUUAAAACUUUAAGAGAAAAACAUUUCGAUUUCAUGCAGAAGCCAGACCAGGGGUACGGUAGAGCCGAAGAACCAGGCCCUUUGCUGCCAUCACACAGGAUGCCUCAGUUCUUCUCUGAGUCACCCCACCUCAAUUGUGUUUACAUCCUCACCAGCCACAGAGAAGCUUCUGCCCCGUUGGAUUGUUGCACGCGUGUCGAGCUUACUGAAAUGAUGCCGUGCAAAAGAUAGACUGGCUCAGUAACAACAGGCAGAUCCUUUUGCUGACAAUUGUGAUGGGUUCCAGAUGUCCCUUCUUUGAUAUGGCAGAAGGGCAUUUAUUUAUAUGAGAGCAAGUGUGUGUGUGUGCGGGCGCUUUUGAGUGUGUGGGUUAGAUGAGUGUGCUUGCACGUAAAUGUGCUAUUUCUGUGAGUUUUAAAGUAGGCAAGGGAUAACAACCAAAGAAGAAAAACUCAUGAAGCCUAAAGAUCAUAAAGCAUAAUUUUAAUAGUCACUCAACCAACUAUUUUGUAUUUGUUAUGGAUACUCUGAAUGGCAGUUAAAUGUGAAACCAAGUUUCUUGGGCAAGUCAAUUCUAGAAUCAAAUCCAGAAUCCUAAAUUAAAUCGACUAGCUCAUAUUUUCCCUAUCCACAAAUAAUUUCGUAUCAUGCUCAUCAAAAGCUUCAACAGUGGGAUUAAAAGAAAGGUAAAAAAAGAGGGUACUUGUUUAUGUUUUGUACUUGAACACUUGUAGCUUGCAGCAGGUUCUUGAUGAAUGUGCUUUGUAUCCUACAGGUGUGUACACCGUGCUACACCAACACCUCAAACUCAAACCAAAUGGCUACUUUGUAAAGAUACUACUUGCAGUUAAAGAGUAUGUUUGACUUAAACCCAUCACUGUGUGUGCUCAGACUACAUGUCAGGUGUAUCGCCUACACCGUGACCUAAGGUAGAAUGAUUAGCUUUUUUCAGAAAGGGAAAGAGACUCACAGACUUCAAAAACCAACCUAAACGUCAGGUUUGCUAUGGACAGUCAGCAUGGGAUGUUGUUCUGCACACUCAGUUGUGGUCAUCCCUAUUUUCUCGCCUGCUUUCUCUCUCAACACCACAGCUCAUGUCCCUGAGCUUGCCAGAGAAAGCUCCUGACAAUACACAGAAAUUGCCAGGGCCCCUCUGUAUUCUGCCCUGAGAAGUCAAGCCCAAGUGCCAUCUAUUCAGUGAAGACGAGGCAGCCCAUGAGCAGCAUGGCCCCAGCACUGAAUUCCCUUGGUCCCUUGCAAAGAGCAGUUAACUUGGUGCUAAUGUGCCCUGGUGAAAUAAAUAAAAGAUGAGUGGUUUCUGUGGCAUUUUAGGCAUAGAUUUCCUGUCAGGAUCUGUUUUUCCCCACAUAAAUAUCAGCUCAUGUUUUUAUUCCAAAAAGAUUUCUUGCAUUACUGACUUAAGUCUAUUCUACGCCUCACCUGGAAACGAAUGUUGUGAGGACCAUUGCUCUGGGCUCCCUUGACUGACGUUAGAAGAGGGGGCAGCUAGUGUCGCAAGGCCAGGAGCAGAGAGCUUCACAGCGCAGCAUCGGAUUACUCUGCUAGAAGGAACCGAGGACAGAAUGUGACAGGACUAAACCUGAGUGGGGAAACAAAUCGUAUUCUACAGCACAUCACAAUACUGCUGCUAGCUCUGUAGUCAACCCCGUGGCUGGCUAUGUGAUAUGCUCUCUUCCCAAAUGCUAGCGAUAGGAUUUUCAGUGGAGGCUGAGCCACCAUGGCAGGCCCUCCCAAAAGUAGCAUGCUAUGUGGGCUACUUAGGGAGCCCAGGAAACUGGUACCCCAUGGCUGAGAGCAGUACCUGCCACUGGCAUAAAGUCCUGCCAAAAAAAGGAAAGGUAAAUAUACCCAACUGAUGAAAGCCCUUGAGAUACAUAUGACUCCCCAAACAGUCCAUUUCGUUAGGAAUUUUAUUGGAGUGAAUGUCACAUAGGUAUCCUUAAUAAUACAGAAUGAAAUUACCUUUGUAUUAUUGUGAUUAGUUGUUGCUUAUUAUUUUAUACUCAGUAUUAAUGUGGUACACUGUUACUUUUUUUUUUGCUUUUGUAAAUUAUAUUCUAAUUUAUUGCCAUGUUUCCUAACACUUGUCCUACAUUCAUUCUCCUGCUUGUAAUGAAAAUGAAAAAGUCAUUGUAACACUUGAUGGAGUGAAAUUCCACACCAGGCACAGAUUUUUUUUUUAACAUAGAUAAUUUAGUAAAAAUAAAAAUUCAGCUUGUAAGAAUGA